This is a messenger RNA of Engraulis encrasicolus (European anchovy), 740 nucleotides long. It is a transcript of the gene atp5mj, whose product is annotated as ATP synthase membrane subunit j. NCBI's taxonomy places the organism in Eukaryota, Metazoa, Chordata, Actinopteri, Clupeiformes, Engraulidae. The transcript is spliced from 4 exons. The coding region runs from base 16 to 642 and encodes 208 amino acids. Gene Ontology annotation, cellular component: mitochondrion. The record is from RefSeq and is a predicted model, not a curated record.
UGGGCAUGGAACUGGAUGCUCUUAGACACCUUAAUAAUAUUUUCCACGGGAUUAAUAAAAAGUACCCUUCUCUCCUCUGCUCUGUGGUGUCGUAGAUGGAGGCUUUCGCUAGGUGGCGAUGAGUACAUAAAUAUCUUGCACAUCAGCUGUCAUCCACUGUUCUUCUUCUAUCCGCCUUAUCUUCUUUCCCACAAGCCUUUGCAGGGCAGCGCUGAAUUCGUGACCUCCAGACAGAGCAUUGCACAAAAUAAUCUGAAGAUGUCUGCAUUCGCACGCUGGUGGGGCAAGGUGAGCCCAUACUACACCAAGGCUUACCAGGAGAUGUGGGUUGGUGUCGGAAUCAUGACAUACCUAUACUACAAAGUCUCCUUCGCAGGAAAGAAACCAGUAGAAGCAAGUGCCCACCCUGCAAGUGCCCCCAGCCACGCUGCCGCAAGCGCAGCCCCCAAAGCAGCCGCAGCAGCAGCGGCAGCAGCCACCGCGGCAGCGGCAGUAGCGGCCGCCAGCCCCGAGGUCGCCGGCGACGUCACCAUGAACGACAUUCUGCAGAGGCAACACAAAAACCUCAUCCUGGAGGAGAGGAAACUGAACCUGGAGAUUGAGAAAUUGGAACUUGAGAAAGCCAAACUGCUGUUUAAGUAGCUGUGAAACCAAGAACAUAUCCCCGUCAGUAUGAAAGAGAUUAGCACUGGAACUCAGACCAUCUUGUGUACAGUUAAUAAAAUUGUAUAAAAAUCCGA